AUGCCUAUGAACAAGGAUCUGGAUGCGGCAGUCCAGGAGACCUUGCCCACGACACCUGCUGGGUUCCACCAUGCAAGACAACAGAGCCGACAGGUUCGUGUGUCGAGAGACAAUGGCACUGAUAGACCAACGACUCCUGGUCAAUCAAAAGACAACCGACCACAUAGACAAGAACAUCGCGAAUGGUCGAGGACCAAUAUGCCAAACAUUGGCAAACACUCCCUUGAAGCUCUGGGUACUGAACGUCUCGACAUCCAGGCAGAUCACAACCCUUGGAAGAUACCCGUUGUUUCGUCUCUUCAGCCUAGACCGGAAAACGCAAGGGCACAGAACAUGACACAAUCUGUAAAUAGUUCAACAUUGAAGCAGCAGAAACCAAAUAUGGGCACAAAAGCACAGAAAUUGCAGCAAAAGCCACCAGUCAGUGCGUUCGACGAUACUGUAAGUCUGGACAGUGGUUUCAUCGACGAUAGCAUCAACGAAGACAAUCGUACAGUCGUAUUCAGAAGAGAAGCCUUUCCUCCACAUACUACCAAGACAGGGCCUGACCACUACAAUUCCCGUGAGCAUGAUCUAUUGUCUGGAAGACUCGACACACAAGCAGCGAACGAAUUCUUUGGCUCCCAAUGGCAAGAAGAGCUUGCGGAAGAGAGAGAUUACCAGAAUCGACUCCGAGCACAAGCAGAGAGACAACAUGCUGUGAGUCCUUUUGUUGGUAAAGGCCCGACGAGAACAGCGGUCGAUCAUGACAUUCAGCUAGAAACACCCUCGCGAGCACAAUCAGUGCCUUCAGUGCAGGGAAUCAAGGCUCCGAUACCACGUCGUGUCGAUUUUGUAUCUUCACCAGAGGUCUUUGAAAGAAGUAUGGACUCUCCUAUUGUUCGGAGUGCCGACAUUGCAAGAGAGGACAGUCCAUCCAUUGUUUCUUCCCGGCCAAAUAGUGCCCAGCCGGUCAUACAACGUGUACCGAUGCAUCACAAACCACAUCCAUCACAGUUAGCAACGAAUCCCCAAGUACGACAGGGUCAUUCCCCCUUCCACCCAGCUUCGGGUCGAUUCCACAAGAUGCUGCAGCACAGUCAAAAAAUACCACCGCAGCAGAAAGUCUCAGCACCGGAAUCAGAUAUGCAAGACUCGUCUGAAGACGACCGAUUACAAGGACAAUCUAAACAGGCUAGCUCGAGUACUGUUCUCGACACCACAGACGUCUUUUCGGAGUUGAGCAGAAAGCGGCCGCACGCAAGCAGCAGCGCGGACGUGCUCGAUUACGAUCCACUCCAAUUAAAAGAGAAGACAUUAUCAGACCUACAAGCGGAGCCGUUCAACACGGAUCCCAAGGAUGCAGCCAAAGAGCCAGCAAGGGACACCCAUGGUAACGAAAUGACAUUGAGUCAAAUCCUCGAAAAUCUGGACAAAAUGGCAGUACCUCAUCAACAAGAGACCUUCCGAACUCAGACAGAUGAACAAUGGGCUCAGACAGGUCAAUGGUUCGUCGAUAGAUUCCAGACAGAUUUGAAGGAACUCAUGCAAGUGAGAUUGCAGAGACGAACUAUAGCGCUGGCAUAUGAAAGCAAGAUACGACAGCGUCAGAUGGAGGUGGAGCAUUUCCGGGCUGGUGUUGAGAAGGAGUUACAGGACUUACAGACGGGUGGCAAUGGCCUUUUGAAAGACCGAAGGCCGCCUGGUGGAAGCAGAGCCGGGACACCUAUAAGACCAGUCAAGAGUUGA
Molecule: messenger RNA, 1728 nt
Organism: Lithohypha guttulata
Lineage: Eukaryota; Fungi; Ascomycota; Eurotiomycetes; Chaetothyriales; Trichomeriaceae
Exons: 2
Coding region: 1-1728 (575 amino acids)
Biological process (GO): nucleolar large rRNA transcription by RNA polymerase I
Cellular component (GO): RNA polymerase I core factor complex
Molecular function (GO): TBP-class protein binding; RNA polymerase I core promoter sequence-specific DNA binding
Source: RefSeq, a predicted model, not a curated record